AUGGCGUCGCUGGGAAGGAGGCGCGGUGUCCCAGUAAGCAGGGAGAGGGGAGUGAUGGCGGCAACGGACUGCUACAUUGUCCACGAGAUCUACAACGGGGAGAACGCGCAGGACCAGUUCGAGUACGAGCUGGAGCAAGCACUGGAGGCCCAGUACAAAUACAUUGUUAUCGAGCCCACGCGCAUUGGGGAUGAGACGGCGCGGUGGAUUACGGUGGGCAACUGCCUGCACAAGACGGCCGUGUUGUCGGGAGCCGCUUGCCUCCUGACGCCGCUUUCGCUGCCUCCAGAAUACUCGCGCUACGUGGCGCUACCCGCCGGCGCCCUCAGCGUCGCUUGCGCCGCCCUCUACGGGAUUUCCUGGCAGUUUGACCCCUGCUGCAAGUACCAGGUGGAAUAUGACAGCCAAAAACUGUCGCGGCUGCCCCUGCACACGCUCACCUCCUCCACGCCCGUGGUCUUGGUACGCAGGGAUGACAUCCACAGAAAGAGACUCCAUAACACGAUAGCACUGGCCGCGCUGGCGUACUGCGCCAAGAAGAUCUACGAACUCUAUGCUGUAUGA
Molecule: messenger RNA, 564 nt
Organism: Nerophis lumbriciformis (worm pipefish)
Lineage: Eukaryota; Metazoa; Chordata; Actinopteri; Syngnathiformes; Syngnathidae
Source: RefSeq, a predicted model, not a curated record